AUUAUUAUCUAAGAUUUUUUAUUCGAAUAAGCCCAGCACUACUUUUAUUUUUGUUUGAGAAAUUGCCACAAAUGGUGAACCGGUGGCCAAAAAGAUGUAGUUAUAGCUAUAAAUGAUCCUAAAAAGUAAAUAAAGAGUAAUCACGAUGUCCUGUAACUACGCGGACGGUCUGUCCCCUUACGAGCAUAAAGGCGUUCUGGGUGUCCCAGAGCAAUUCGACGACGAAGACACGGUUAAGGAGAAGUGCAAAUUGUUAACGACUUGGAUCUUAAACUCGAAACAUGUGGUGGUUCACACGGGUGCCGGUAUAAGUACCGCGGCGGGUAUACCGGACUUUAGGGGCCCCAACGGCGUGUGGACGUUAGAAAGGGAGGGUAAAAAACCCGAUGUAAACGUGUCGUUUAACGAGGCAGUGCCGACGAAGACGCACAUGGCUCUCAAACAUUUGAUAGAUAAGCAAUAUAUCCACUACAUAGUCAGUCAGAACAUAGAUGGACUGCAUUUGAGAGCGGGCACAUCUCGCACCCAUUUGGCAGAGUUACACGGCAAUAUGUUUAUCGGACAAUGCGACACUUGUGACAACCAAUUUGUGAGAGGGUGCCCAACUUCCACAGUCGGUCAAAAGUUUUUGGGCGAGACUUGCAGACGAUCGCUACGAGGCCGGACCUGCAGGGGUAAAUUGAGGGACACUAUACUUGACUGGGAGGCAGACCUACCCGAAAGAGAUUUAGAAAUUUCCAUGUAUCACUCCAGCCUGGCCGAUCUCAACAUUUGUCUGGGCACUACCUUGCAAAUAGUACCGAGUGGUAAUUUGCCAUUGAAAUGUAAAAAAUUUGACGGUCGUGUAGUUAUAGUGAACCUACAACCUACCAAACAUGACAAAAAAGCGGACCUCAUUAUAAAUUCCUAUGUGGACGGCGUGUUGGAAAAACUCGUGAAGAACUUGAGCCUUGAAAUACCAGAGUACUCGAAACAUUUUGACCCCACCAAAAACCAUAUGCCCGACACGGUGAUCGAGUGGAGCAUCUCUGAGGAGCAAAUCAAAAUUAUGAAGAAAAAAUAUGAUGAUCUCAAUAAGGAGUACAAGAAGAGGAAACUGGAAAAAAGUGCGGGGAACAAAAACUGCAGGAAAAAAAAGACGAAAGUGGAAAUAAAGAAUCCAAAAAAUCGAACUCUAUGAAUUUAUAAGUGCCAGGGCCUUUCGAUACUUUUAGGUUCUUCUUUACAUGUGUUGGACAAAAUACCAAGGCCACUCGUCAAAACUUUUAAGUUAGGAUGAUAUUUAUUCUUUUUAUAUUGUUCAACAGCUUUGUGCGGUUUUCAAUAAAGGUAUUUUCUAAUUAAA
This is a messenger RNA of Cylas formicarius (sweet potato weevil), 1345 nucleotides long. RefSeq names its product NAD-dependent protein deacetylase Sirt6. Gene Ontology annotation, molecular function: NAD+ binding. Bases 146 to 1180 code for a protein of 344 amino acids. Lineage: Eukaryota; Metazoa; Arthropoda; Insecta; Coleoptera; Brentidae. The record is from RefSeq and is a predicted model, not a curated record. The transcript is spliced from 4 exons.